Drosophila gunungcola (fruit fly) is the source of this 1600-nucleotide messenger RNA. RefSeq names its product ubiquitin carboxyl-terminal hydrolase calypso (gene calypso). Gene Ontology annotation, biological process: ubiquitin-dependent protein catabolic process; protein deubiquitination. Gene Ontology annotation, cellular component: cytoplasm. Bases 157 to 1548 code for a protein of 463 amino acids. The record is from RefSeq and is a predicted model, not a curated record. NCBI's taxonomy places the organism in Eukaryota, Metazoa, Arthropoda, Insecta, Diptera, Drosophilidae. Gene Ontology annotation, molecular function: cysteine-type deubiquitinase activity. The transcript has 2 exons.
AUAUACCUAGAGUGUCCAUAACAAUACAAACUAUUAACAAGUAUCGCUCAUAAAAACGCAAUCUUUAAGUAUUAUUUUUAAAUUGGUUGUGCCACAAUAAAAAAAGCAAAUACCUCUUUAAGAAUCGAUUGGUAUAAAGAAUACAAGUUUUCUACCAUGAACGCCGCUGGAGGAGGCAACGUCCCACAGGCGACACCGGCGACUACAAACAAUUCGCUCCUCGCCACCGCUUCUGGAGCCAUGCCCAUGGCCCAACUGGCUGAUGGAUGGCUGGAACUCGAAUCCGAUCCCGGUCUCUUCACCCUCCUGCUCGAGGACUUUGGCUGUCACGAUGUCCAGGUGGAGGAGGUGUACGACCUGCAGAAACCCAUUGAGAGCCCCUAUGGCUUUAUUUUCCUCUUCCGCUGGAUCGAAGAGCGGCGUGCCAGGCGCAAAAUCGUCGAGACAACCGCCGAGAUCUUUGUGAAGGAUGAGGAGGCGAUUUCGAGCAUAUUCUUUGCCCAGCAAGUGGUGCCCAAUAGCUGUGCCACCCACGCCCUCCUCUCCGUCCUCCUGAACUGCAACGAGAACAACCUUCAGUUGGGCGACACCCUGAGUCGACUGAAAGCCCACACCAAGGGCAUGAGUCCGGAGAACAAGGGCCUGGCCAUUGGAAACACUCCGGAGCUGGCCUGUGCCCACAACUCCCACGCAAUGCCGCAAGCUCGGCGCCGCCUGGAGCGGACCGGGGCCGGCGUCUCCAGUUGCCGCUUCACCGGAGAGGCCUUCCACUUCGUCAGCUUCGUACCCAUCAACGGGCAGCUGUUCGAACUGGAUGGUCUCAAGCCGUAUCCCAUGAAUCACGGGGGCUGGGAGGAUAGCGAGGACUGGACGGACAAAUUUCGGCGUGUGAUGGCGGAGAGACUGGGCAUAGCAACUGGUGAACAGGACAUACGCUUCAACCUGAUGGCCGUGGUGCCGGACAGGCGCAUUGCCAUAACCCACAAGCUCAAGAUGCUGCGCACCAAUCAGGCCAUUGUUUCCGGAACCCUGCAGAAACUCCUAAAAGCCGACGAGCAGGGCGAAUCGGGGAACGGAGACUCACAGCGUCCUGACACGCCCACCACGUUACUGGAACCGAGCGCCUUUACCGCACGGGAUCUGCAGUCGCUGCUCAAGAACCUGGACACCGAAAUAGCCAUCAACGAGCAGCACCUGGCCGACGAAAACGACCGGCGGCACAUGUUCAAGGUGGACGCCAGUCGACGCACCCACAACUACGACAAGUUCGUGUGCACCUUCCUCUCGAUGCUGGCGCAUCAGGGUGUCCUGGGGGAGCUGGUCAGCCAGCACCUGCUGCCGUCGAAGAAGAUCAGUGGCCAGAGUGCUGCCAACCGGAUCAGCAAGCAGAGCAACACCUCGAAUUCGGGGGCGAGCACCGCAGGGGCAGGUGGAACCACGCCCAAGAGUCAGCCGCAGCAAGCUGCAGCCGCCAAAAAUGGCAAAUCGCCAAGCAAAACGCCGGGCAGAAGACGAAAGGGUCGCAACAAGUGCAGAAAACGGAAGUAAACGCGGCCGAGUUGUAAAUGUUUUUAAGAAUACAGUUUGCGUUUUAAGACUA